UUGUAGCUGUUGUCCCACACACAAAUAAAACAUAGUAUAAGUUCUUAACAUUGGGAAUUCAUAAAGCUAACACUGCACCAGGAUUUACUACUUGCUGGCUUAAGAUCUAUUUCACAGAGCUUGCAAAGAUUUUUCCUUUUACAUAUAUUACGUUAAUGACAUACAUUUGAUUUAAUGGUUUGAAGACCAAGGUUCAAAUACAGUGAUUCCUCAACUUAAGAGCAACCUAACUUGCAAGUUUUUUGAGAUGUGAGCAAUUGCUUAGCCUUAAUAAAAAUUUGAGAUGUGAGCCAGAUCUGAAUUAUGAAUUGUGGGGCCAGGUGAUGUCACACGUAGUGGCAAGAUCCUUCCUUCUGCACAGGAGACAGAGGGGUGAUCUUGGUCUCCCCAGCAAGGCCAAGAAGGAGUCCUCUCGCCUGCCUGCCUUCUAUCAAGGCGGUGAUGUGGGGCUCCGAAGGGGUAGGGCUCGCCUUGGCUCCCUCAACCCCCAGCAAGGUUCAGCACUCGUCGAGUGGGUCUGGGGUACCACUACCACAUGGGCUUCCCCUACUGAGGCUUCAGCCAAAAGGAGUUAAGUGCUGAGUCACAGAGCUGCAGCCUGGGGAGCAUCAGUGACUAGGUGCUCAACUUCUUUAUGCAGUGGAGGAGGAGGAUGGAGGAGAGCCUCCUUGCCUCUCAUCUCUACCCCAGUCUCCCCAGCAUGGCCUAGCCCCAACAGAUGUUGGAAUGUGCCUUGGAGCCCAUCAGCUCUUGCAGCAGGAUGGCAAGACUUGGGAACAAGCCAGGCUGAGAAACCAAAGCUUGUGGCUUUCAGGGGAGUGCCAAUGGAGAAGAGCUACACCAAGCCCCACGGGGCCUCCUUCUCUGCAAGGUGCCUCAGGGAGGCUUCCAGCUUGGGCUCCAACAUAUACCAGCGUCUGAUAGAGCUGAUUGGGGGGGGGGGGUCCGGGUGGGUGGUGAAUUUAUGGGUCAAUAAUCAAUAGCAUUGCCAAUCAAUUCUAAUUAUGCUGGAGACAAGAAAGUAUACAGUAGAGUCUCGCUUAUCCAACGUAAACGGGCUGGCAGAACGUUGGAUAAGCGAAUAUGUUGGAUAAUAAGGAGAGAUUAAGGAAAAGCCUAUUAAACAUUAAAUUAGGUUAUGAUUUUACAAAUUAAGCACCAAAACAUCACGUUAUACAAAUUUGACAGAAAAAAUAGUUCAAUACAUAGUAAUGCUAUGUAGUAAUUACUGUAUUUACGAAUUUAGCACCAAAAUAUCAUGAUGUAUUGAAAACAUUGACUACAAAAAUGCAUUGGAUAAUCCAGAACGUUGGGUAAGCGAGUGCUGGAUAAGUGAGACUCUACUGUAUUUAGAAAUGCCAUAGUAAUCCAGGACCUAUUUCAAAGGCAGGAGAGGUUGGACCGGAUUAAUAGCAUUUCAAUGGGAAAAUUUGCUUUGAGAUAAGAGCAAUUUUAUUUAAGAGCGCAGUCACAAAAUGAAUUAAACUCUAGAUCAAAGUAUCACUGUAUCCACUCUGAAUGACCUUGGACAAAUCACAUUCUCAGCCUCAGACGAAGACAAAGGCAAGCCUGCCACCCCAUGAAGAGAAAACUUAUCCAGAAAGUACUAUGAUAGGUACAAGUUAUAAUAAAUCAGAAUAAACUUGAAGGCACUUCACAACAAUGUAAUAGUCACCCACAAGCUAGUAAUGCUCAGAUAAUGCUCAGAGACCAAGUCCCCCUGCCCCAAUCUAAACAGGUGCUGUUAAUGGGUUUUUUAAUCCAUUUUUUUCCAAAUCUAUUGCAUCAGUGGCUACACUUCUCCCCAGAUCUUCUCAGCAGUCUCAAAUUUAAUUGUAUGUUUGGGGAGAAAGGUUCAAAACUAGAAGACAAAAGAUAAUGGUCCUUAUGCUUGCACCUGGUCUUAAUUUAAUCUUCCUAUACAAAUCCUCCAGGAUCUUAAGAUCCUCUGGAGAGGACUUUUUUGGUGCCACCACUAUUAUGGUCUCAUUUAGUGAAUAUGAGAGCAUUUUCAAGACCCAUUUACACUGAAAUGUAUUUUGAAGCUAGCUUCAAACUGUUAAAAUAAUUAAAACACCAACAGCACCCACAAACUCAUUUUUAAAAACUUUCUGCUUUUUAAAGAUUGCAAGCUGAACAUCCCCUCUCAUUUUAAAAAUUGAUCCAUAAAAUUGGCAAUCAUCAACUGACGCUCUGGAGUGAAGAGGGGAAGCUGGGAAGACAGUUCUAUCUUGUCUUCUGUGCCAUCAGUUGGAGGCCCCUCCCCCAGUAACAUGCUAUGCUAAUAAUAUAGUAUUACUAGCUGUGCCCGGCCACACGUUGCUGUGGCUGAAGGGAAAUCAUUUGUUGACCAGGUGGAAUAGCAGUGAAUAGCCUUGCAGCCUUAAAGUCUGGGUGUUUUCUGCUUAUGUGAAUCCUUGUUUGGUGAGCUGGAAUACAAUGGAAUAGGUUUUCUGCUUGGAAGGCUGGGUACUUGCGUUGUAGGAAAAUGGUUUUUUAGCCAAUUUGAAUUGCACUGAAUAGCCUCGCUGUUUCAAAGACUGACUGCUUUUUACAUAGGGGCAUCCUUUCUUGGGCAGGCUGAGUGAGACAGAGUAGCCUCAUGGCUUGAAACCCUGAGGGUGUACUAUGAAGGGGAAAUCUUGCUUGGUUAGGUUGAACAGCACUGAAUAGCCUUGCUGUUUGGAAGCCUGGUUGCUUCCUGCCUGGGGGAAUUGUUUGUUGGGAGGUGUUAGCUGGCCCUGGUUGUUUCCUUUCUGAAAUUCCCAUUUUCAGAGUGCUGUUCUUUAUUUAAUGUCCUGAUUUUAGAGAUUAUAUUGUUUCUUCCUGCCUGGGAGAAUCCUUUGUUGGGAGGUGUUGGCUGGCCCUGGUUGUUUCCUGUCUGGAAUUCCCAUUUUCAGAGUGUUGUUCUUUAUGUAAUGUCCUGAUUUUAGAGAUUAUAUUGUUCUGUAUUAUUACAUCACAGUAAUGUCAGGUGUUAUAUUUGUUGCCUGAGAGUACAGGCAGGCGGGCCCCUCUUUCCAAUCCCUGGGGGAGUGAGAGAGGCCCAGGCAGCUGAGGCUGGGAAGGGAGAGCCCUCCUCUGAAGAGAGGGAAAGGGGAGGGGGGUGCAAGGAGCCAAGGCCCUGUUCCCCGGUGGCCCUGCCUAGGCCUUCACUGCCUUAGGCCGCCGUUUGCCUCUCCAGGCCUGGCCCAUGUGGCAGGCCUGGGCCCUCGCUGGCUGUUUAGGGCCUUCAGGACACUGGGGGGGGGCUCUUCCCGGUCUUGCAGCCACCCCUGCCUCCGCCUUUGCAGGCCUCCAUCUCAAAUGAAAAAAACCCCCAAAACCCAAACCUUGGGGCCUGGCACCCUGCAUCCGGCUAGCGGGGGGAGGGGGGGCAGGCCUGACUUUGUGGAAGGCCCCCUCCGACCUUCGGCUUUGCAGGGCUGAAGGUCCAAAAAAAAACUUUGGGGCCUCGUGGCCUCCCUCUGGAUGGUGGGAGGCUGAGGUGGCUUUUGGGGGAGGCGGGCUCCCUCCGGCCUGUGAGGCAUGGAGGAGGCUGCGGGGGGGGGGGCUGGCCCGUCUUUCUGGAAGCCUCCCCCACACACACCUUUGGCUCUGCAGGCCUGAACGCAGGAAAAAAAAAACCUUGGGGCCUCGCGGUCCUCCUCUUCAGUGGGCGUCACAGGCCCCGCCGCGUGGAGACUCCUCCUCCAACCACCAUGGGGCCUUCCAGUCAGGCUGACGGCUGGGUUUUUAAGGCCCCAUGGAGGUUCUUGAUGGGAUUUUUUCUUGUAUCAACCUAGAGGCUUGGAUGAUGGGUUGUGUUGUCAAAUUUUGAGGUUGGGGGGCCUUUACUUUUGUUGUUUUGCUCGGUGCCACGAUUCCAUCACCCUUUUAUAUAUAUCGAUGUGUGUGUGUGUGUAUGUAUGUAUAUAUAUACACACACACAAUAUAACUGACAAUAUAAAUAAUUAAUAUAUUGUAUAUACAUGUAAUAUUGAUUAUAAUAUUAUAAUGUAAUGCAAUAUAAUACUAAUAAUAAUACAAUAUAAUAAUAUUAAUUAUAUAUUAUUUAGUUCAUGUAAUAUUACUGGUAAUAUUACAGUAUAGUGGUGUGGUGCAAUAUGCUGCUAUAUGGUGCUAGUGUUGUGCUGUGCUACUGAUAUAAUAUACUGUAUGUCAUGACACAGCCACCUCUUAAAGAGCCACACACACAAUAAAAGUUCUUAAAUGUUUAUUAAAUGAUGUUUUAAAACUCAAAAAGCACUUAACUGCAGUGUUUCUUUUAAAAGGUAAAAGUCUUAGUUCAAAAGAAGUCAAAAAGCAAGAACAAAAGGAUAAUCCGGAUUAUCUGGCUUGAUAAUCCGCAUCAAACAAAACACAAAUAUCUCUAAAGCUGACGCCACACAAUGCUGUGGCUCAAAGAGCUAAAGAUGUGCUAAAUGCUCUUUAAAGGCAGCAAACAGAAGCGUAGUCGAAAGCCAAGCUGAGAUUCAAAGACCAAGGGAGGAAACUUGAGACGCCAAGCCAGGAGCAAGCACAAAUGAAGUCAGGAGUCGAACCGGGUUCAGUAGCCAGAAACGCCGAAGUAGAAACGCCAAAGCAGAAGCGCCAAAGCAGGGACGCCGAGGCAAGCACCAAGCUGGAAAGGCUGAAGCAGGCUCACCAAAGCGAACUCCAAACUGGAAGCGCCAGAGCAGGAAAGCAAAUGCAAACGUCAAGCUGGAAACACUGGAGCAGGAACGCUGGAGCAGUAACACCAAACGUCAAACUAGAAACGCUGGAGCAGGAACGCCAAAGCAAACGCCAAACUGGAAACAUCGUUGUCAGGAGCCGAACAGGAGUCAGAAGCCAGGAACACCAAAGCAGGAUUCAAUCCGGAUUAUCAGGAAGCUGUACAGCCAGGACCCAAGGAGAACAGGCAGCAACAAAGCAAAACCACACCUUGCCUUCUGCAAGGCAAUAGCUCUUGAAACUCCACUUUUAACUUACUCAUCGGAGUCCGAUGCUCAUGAGGCCUCCACCCUGUCCUCAUCAUCCACAGCUGAUCUUAAUCUCAUUUGUGGACCUCGCCUCUCAUCUCUCCAGUCCCUCCAUCUUCGUUCAAGACUUAGUUCUCCCCAUGUCCCAGGAGUAUGAGAGGCUUGCCAAUCUCCUGAUGCAGCCCCAUGAGCUGGCUCAUCAUCCACAUUUACUUGAGUCCAAUCAACAUUCUUCAUCUCACUCCCAGACCCAUCAUUCCCAGAGAACCCUUCAAAUGUCUCCUCAUCUGUGGGAGCAGUGAGUAUAGCCUGGAUCUUUUUCCUUUCUCUUUCCUCAUUCGACUCCUGCUCUCAAGUAGACCUUUUAGUUCCUCUACUCUCUGUGAAACCAUCAUCCUCCAACAUGGACUCCUCAUCACUAGAAAACCUAUAAAACGUCUCAUCCUCUGAAGGAGCCAUAAGUAUUUCCCGGACCCGCUUUACUUGUUGUUCUUAAUCAAGCACCUGCUCUCUAUUAGCUCUUUUCCUCCUUCCAGCUGUUUCACCCAUAGAACCAUUACUGCCCCUUGGCUCAACUACAACACUAUAUGUAAAUAUUAUUUGUAAGCCACUCUGAGUCCCCUUCGGGGUGAGAAGGGUGGGAUACAAAUGUAGUAAAUAAAUAAAUAAAUAAAUAAAUAUGCAUCGAUUAUAGGCUAUGUUCAGAAAAAAACAACAAUCCAAACCUUACUUAAAGGUGGGGGAAGGGGGAGAGAGGAGGGCUGUCAAGGCAAACUCCUUACAUUUCUGGAGCAGGAAAUGCACACCAAAAGACAGACAGUUUUGAUUACCCCCAUAAAAUAACACUUUUGAAUAACCCCCUUUUACAUUUCUUCUAUAGCAGUAGAAUUUUCAGACUAAUCCCCUAGUAAUGAAGAUAUGCACUUAUCCAUAGAGUGAAAGAGAAACUACUCAAGUCUAAUGCGUCAUCGGAUUUUUUAAAAAGGAAUUUCUAAAGAAGGAAGAAGCAGUGCCCUUCUCCCUGGCAGAAGACAAUGCCAAUUCUUCUUUAGAAAAGGAGCAUAUUUUCUCCUUUGUUUCCCAGUUUUUUUGUUUUUUUUUGGGGGGGGGGGGGUGAAGGAGAAAUAGUUUGGGAUGGGGAGGGGCACUGUUUUUAAUUCAUCUCCGUGGCUACCCUUGUGCCAUUUUCCCACCCAGGCAUUCAAAAACACCUUUUUCACGCCUGUUCCAACAUCAGCAGAGGCACCUGCAAUGGCUAGGAGCUCAGAGAGAGUGCCACAGCUGACUGUUUUGCAAUCCCUUUUUUAAAAAAAAAAUAAUUGUUCUGCUUUAAUAAACAAACACCUUUGGUUUUCUCCAGUCUUGCUUCAUCUAUCAAUUUCUUCAUCACUGAGUCAUUGCUGGGUAAUUUAAGGCUUGGACUGUGACAAGAAAAUGGCUUCCACUGGAAUUCACACUGGCUUGUAAAGAGUCGGUGAAAUCUCGAGAUAUGCAGCUUCAUUUUUUCUGCAUCCUUAUGUUGGGAGUGACACUGGCAACUACAGUGAACCCUGAGCCGUGCAGAUGUGAUGAAAAAGUAAAUACUUGCAUGGUUGUUGCUGGGAGUAAUGGAUUGCCAGGCACUCCUGGAAGUCCUGGUCUACCAGGAAGAGAUGGAAAGGAUGGUGCACAAGGUGAAAAAGGAGACCAAGGACUACGGGGAACCCAGGGCCCCCCUGGAAAAGCAGGACCUCCGGGUUCUAAAGGAGAGCAGGGUGAAAAGGGUGAAAAGGGUGAUAGAGACAGCACAGAACAUGAAGUUCUUAGGACUCGUGUUAGUGUUUUAGAAGCAGAACUGAAAGCUUUGCAAAUGUCUACAAGUAAAACUCAUAGAGCCUUUCUUGGCUAUAUUUUUCCAAACAGUACAAAUGUUGGAGCCAAAAUAUUUGCAACAAAUGGAGCUGAAGCUGACUUUCAGUCUUCAAAAGGGAUAUGUGAACAAUUUGGUGGCCAGAUUGCUUCUCCAAGGAAUGAAGAAGAAAACAAUGGCAUAUUAAAACUUGCAACAAUGUUUGGAAAACAUGUAUUUCUUGGCAUGAAUGACCAGGAGACUGAAGGAAUUUUUAAGCAUCUAAAUGGUAAACCCAUGGAAUAUUCAAACUGGGCAGAAGGAGAACCCAAUGGGGAACAUGAAGACUGCAUUGAGAUAUAUUUGAAUGCCAAGUGGAAUGAUAAUACCUGUGAUAACAAUCGGCUAAUAAUGUGUGAAUUUUAAUCUGACUUGCCUUUAUGAGUAUUUCGAAAUCUAGACCAGUGGUUCUCAACUUGUGGGUUCCCAGGUGUUUGGCCCACCACUUCCAGAAACCCCAGCCUGUUUACCAGCUGUUAAGAUUUCUGGAAGUUUAGGGCCAAAACAUCUGGGGACCUAGAUCUAGACUGACAUGGUUCAUGGAGUUGAUGAUGAUGAUGAUGAUGAUGUUUGCUGUGUCAUAUUCUGUCUUUGUAAUGAUGAUGAUGAUUAUUAUUAUUAUUAUUAUUUUAAUAUUUUUGUUAGUGACAUGAAAAUAUCUUUGGUUGUCAUUAAAUCAGCUUACACUAUUUUUAAUUGAUGUAAUCUAAUUGCCUCUCCACAGCCUAGUGAUCCUGCUUUUCUCUACUGGCAUUGCUAUCUUACACAAUCAUCUUCAGAAGUUGAAUUUUGAUAUGAUUUAGGGAUCAAGAUUUUGAUUAGAAAGCAGGAAUUAAUUGUGACAAAUUUCUCUCUUGCUACUGUUAUACUUAAAUAAUCUAAUUAUCCUUAUGAACAAAAGGAUGGCCAGAUGCAAGGAAGGAGAGGGCUUCUGUACCCAUAAAAGUAAAAUUCGAAUUGUUAUAGCUGUUGCUUGUUUCUUUUUUUUUAAAAUUAAAAACAUAGGAACCCCAUCCUCUGUUACACAUGUCAAUACUACUAAUGAAUAAAAAAGAAAAUAACUAUA
Messenger RNA from Anolis carolinensis (green anole), 7918 nucleotides. RefSeq names its product pulmonary surfactant-associated protein D. The record is from RefSeq and is a predicted model, not a curated record. The transcript is spliced from 5 exons. NCBI's taxonomy places the organism in Eukaryota, Metazoa, Chordata, Lepidosauria, Squamata, Anolidae. The coding region runs from base 6454 to 7218 and encodes 254 amino acids.